AUGAGACUCCAUAGCGACUCAGCAGUUCGAGGGCCAGAGCAAUACAUACAAGAUGGAAAGACGAGGGUAGCUUCAGACGGCCAAAUAUAUUUCAAAUCAUACGAUAAUGGACAGUUGAUACCGUUGGAUAACCUUGAUGGAUCCGUCACAUUCAUGCCCCCGACUUUCGAGAAAUUUCAAGAAGAAGUGCAUUUUGAACCUCCAGAAUCUGGUGAAUCUACAUUUAUACUCUCCAAUUCGCCUACUAAGUCACUUGCCGCGAGUUUGAGCUCGAAUCCUAUAGGUCUGAUAAUUGGCGAAUAUAACCUGAGUAAGACCUCCGUAAACUUACCAAAGAAUGAGUGUCCCGAAGCCUUAGAGAGGCCAUAUGAAUCAAAUUUUACCAAAGUGCAAACGCUACAUGAGGCAGAUCAAAAGAUAGAUAUAUCAGGCAAUGAAUGGAGCACCAAAUGUAGACCGAAAUCACAUUUGAGGAACGAAUCAGGUUCGUCCACAAUUUCAAAUUCUUCUCUUUCUUCGGCAUCUAAUAAUGUUAACGGGAACCACAGCAAAGAUAAAAGGUUUGUCAGGUAUGCUAUGAACACGCAAACCAUUGAUUCCAAACCAAACAAUAAAUGGUGUAUUUCGAAUGUACUAAUGUGGCUUGAUGCCCAUAACUUUAAUGAAUCAUGGAAAGAAACUUUUAAGAGAAAUGAAAUAUCAGGGAAUCGAUUCUUAGAACUAAGUAAUUAUGAUAGUGAUUCAAUAGUAUGGAAGCAGUUUGGAAGAUUUCUAGUGACUGAUAAUGACAUGAAUUCCGUUGAAAGAUUUUUAUUUCUUAUUAAAAAAGAGAAUACUGAAGGCAAUUCUAGGAAUUCUGUAAAUAAUCAGAAUUUCAACCAUGAACCAAAUCUAUUCACAACAAAUGUUUUGAAGUCAGAAAACAGAAAAUCAACACCUAUAUUUAGCAAGCAUAAGACGUCCUCGUCAAAUGCAUCUUCUAGCUCAUCAGGCUCAUUAAGUGUUGUCCAGAAUAAUAAACAACAGCAACAGCAUCAACGUCCAAUUUCUUAUACUGAUAUGUCAGGAUCCAAGGCUGUCACAAAAGAUAAUAAUGUGUCACACAAAAUAUUCAGGAAACAUGAUCGCUCGUCAUCUGAAACAUUUACGGUGAAAGAUUUCAUGCCGUCUCCGAACUCAACUCCAAUAAUUAACAAUAAUGGUUUGCCUCGCCAGAAAGGUAUACCUUACAGCUCAUAUGAAGAAUCUAUUGCAGAUUCAAAGCGUAAAAGUAAUCCUCAAAGCACCAAAUACCUGAAUCAGCAGAAUGCAGCACCAUUGAAGUACGAGCAUAGAAAAAGUGGUCUAUUCAGCAACUUGAUUAAAUAUGGUGGCGAUAAGGCAGCUGGUAUUGUCAAACAAAUACAUACUUCGUCAUCCACUAACCCUCCUAGAAAGAGUUCUGGAAGAAUUUCGACCGCUUCCUCUUGGAGCGAGCCUUAUCGAGAUCGGCAAAGUAUGAGUCAAGAUGGUAAGUCUUCGAGUGAAGAGGUUGGAGUUCCUUAUAAGACCAAUAUUAAUUCUAUUGCAACUGGAAUAAUUUCAAAAGAGCUUCAGUCUUCUAUCUCUUUGAGGUCAACAUCUUCUGGGACUCUGUUUGAUGACGAGAAAUUAUCUCCAAAUUCCCUGAUACCUGCUCGAAGAUUGGAUUCAUCUUCUGAGAUCGCUUUGAACGCUCUCAAUAGCAUAAGCGAUGAUAUAAUUGAUCAAAAAUAUGUUCCAAAAAGAAAUGCCAUGAAUGUUGACUCUACAUUGAUCCUUGCAAGUCGGGAUAGUAAACAGUUUGUUCUGAUUUCAAUUUUAGAACAACGCCUUCAUGACAUUGACUUCAUUAAAUCAAGAAUUAUUCAGGAACUUGAUUUAGUCCAAGUAGGGUCAUUUUCUUUUCAUUUGACUGAUUUUAAUGGAGCUGAGGGAGAAGCUUUGCCUGAUGAUUUGUUUCACAAGAUUUUAAAACAUUCCAAAAUUAUCACAAUUUUGGUUCGUCAGGAGCUCUCUUCACCAGCUGGUACAACUAUGUCCACAGCUUCAUCAGACUCAAAAUCUUUUGAGUUAAGAGGUGAUAACAACGAGGAAAAGGCAUAUCCUGCCACUCCACAGUAUCUUUUGCAAGUCUCAAAUGAUAGCAAUGUAGAUUACUGGAAUUUCAAAGAUAACAGCCAGCCAGAACGUUUAUCUAAAAUAAAUGAAGACAUUCCGAUAAAAAGUCUUGUUAAAGGACCGCAAAGAAAACCUCCUGCAGACUUAGUGAUGAAUGAAUUACCUAAUUAUAGUGAAGGAGAACACACACCCUUAAACUUAUCAUUUCCAUCUAAUAAGAAAGGAAAAAAAGAUGCCAAAAAGUAUGAUGAAGCUAAGGUAUGGGAUUCGAAAGUUGGUGCGACUCAUCCUGACCAUACUAAUUGUUCUUUGCCUAAAAAGGGAAAUGGUUUGGAUGGUAUUGUAAAAAAGGCUCUGCUAAGUUCAAGACCACGCUCACCAUCUUCAACGCCUUUGAAUAAUAUUCUGAAAUCUUCAUCGUUAAAAAGCGCGAUCAAUUCACAUGGUGGUAAUGACAAAGAGAGAGUACUAAGUAUUGUCGCAAAGAGGGCAGCGCCUCCACCUCCGUUGAACAAAAAGCCAAGUUUAAAAGCAGAUGUCGCAAGGAGAAGAUCAAGCUCAAAAAGCGCAUGUCUGCAGCACCAAGUGAAUCCAAGUGACCUAAAUUUACGUAGAAGAAGAAAUUCGAGUUCUACUUCGAGGCCAAUUACAAAUGAUAGUCCUGAUGCUUUCAAAGAAAAUGAAAUCACAUUCGAUGAACGAUUUGAUGAUUCAAGUUAUGAUUCAAAUGUGAAUGAGUCUGAUGAUGAUUUUUUUGUGAAACCUUUAGAGAUGAAGAAGGAUGAUGACAACGAAUUAAAAGGUGACUUCUAUUCAAAUUCAGACGAAAGCGACUUUUUUGUUAAACCUCUUAGGGCUGAAAAUGUCAAAAAAUCGACGAAGGCAUUACCUAGACCGAUUAAUAAAAUGCAAGUUAGACCGCCAGUUGAAGAGGUUUACAACAAUCUUGAAAAAUAUUUUCCAAAUACUAAUCUAGACAAGCCUAUAAUUGACGACUCUCCAAUGUCACCUAUUGUGGGAUCGAAUACAACACCAAUUGAGCUAAGUAAAAGUUUUACAAGGAAGCCUUCUAUAGCGAGAACAUUUUCAAAUGCUAAUAUUUCACCCAUAAACCCUAGAGCAGACUCUGGAGACGAGAUAUUAUAUGGAGAAAAUAAUGGACCGAAAUUGAGUCGCCGUAGAAUGAAAACGAUUAGAGUUGUUGCAAACGAAGCUCGACAAAAGCGUUUAGAGAGAAAGAGGAGGACUGAGUCAAACUCAGUUACCCCUGGAUCCUCACUUAGUAAUAGUGGUAAUGCUUCAGGUAUGGUAAGAGCUAAUACCAAAAUGUGGGGCCAAAGGGUUGUAGAAGUAACUUCGACAGAGAUAGAAAAAGGUUUUGUUAGUAAGUUGAGAAAUAAAAAUAGGGAUUUUGAAGAGUUUGCAUGGAUUAAAGGUGAAUUAAUUGGAAGAGGGUCAUUCGGUGCGGUUUACUUAGGAUUGAAUGUAACGACGGGGGAAAUGUUGGCUGUCAAACAAGUUGUGGUAGACCAAAAUUUUGAACACCAGACUGAGGGAAUUGAUGCUUUACACAAGGAAGUUGAGACAAUGAAAGACUUAGAUCAUGUUAACAUAGUGCAAUAUUUAGGGUUCGAACAGAAGUGCAGCACUUAUAGUUUAUUCUUAGAAUAUGUGGCUGGUGGAUCAAUUGCCUCAUUGAUGAAGUCAUUUGGUAAGUUCGAAGAACCACUAAUUAAGUUUAUUACAAGACAGGUAUUAUCAGGAUUAGAGUAUUUACAUUCUAACGGAAUUUUGCACAGGGAUCUUAAAGCUGAUAACCUUUUACUCGAAGUGGAUGGUACUUGCAAGAUCUCAGAUUUUGGAAUAUCUAAAAAAUCACAAGAUAUUUAUGCCAAUAAUGCAGAAAUGUCAAUGCAAGGCACUGUGUUCUGGAUGGCACCUGAAGUAAUUGAUAGCAUUGUUGAAGACAAAAAACAAGGGUAUAGUGCAAAGAUAGAUAUCUGGUCUCUUGGAUGUGUUGUGUUGGAAAUGUUUGCUGGUAAACGUCCUUGGUCAAAUGAAGCGGUUGUCAGUGCAAUAUACAAAAUUGGUAAGACAAAAUUAGCUCCUCCAAUUCCUGAAGAUAUAGACCAUUUGAUUAGUGAUGAUGCGAAAGACUUCAUCAAAAAAUGCUUCACAAUCAAUCCUCAAGAACGGCCAACAGCCAAACAAUUACUUGACCACCCAUUCAUGACGGUCGAUCCUACGUUUGUGUUCGAGGAGUCUAGGUUAUCUCAAACUACCAAAGGCAACUCAAGAAAGAGUAUGACACUAGAUUAA
Molecule: messenger RNA, 4458 nt
Organism: Priceomyces carsonii
Lineage: Eukaryota; Fungi; Ascomycota; Pichiomycetes; Serinales; Debaryomycetaceae
Gene: BCK1
Product: mitogen-activated protein kinase kinase kinase
Exons: 1
Coding region: 1-4458 (1485 amino acids)
Biological process (GO): protein phosphorylation
Molecular function (GO): protein kinase activity; ATP binding
Source: RefSeq, a predicted model, not a curated record